This is a messenger RNA of Scleropages formosus (Asian bonytongue), 3358 nucleotides long. RefSeq names its product follistatin-related protein 4-like. NCBI's taxonomy places the organism in Eukaryota, Metazoa, Chordata, Actinopteri, Osteoglossiformes, Osteoglossidae. The transcript has 16 exons. Gene Ontology annotation, biological process: cell differentiation; regulation of BMP signaling pathway; multicellular organism development. The coding region runs from base 24 to 2537 and encodes 837 amino acids. The record is from RefSeq and is a predicted model, not a curated record. Gene Ontology annotation, cellular component: extracellular region. Gene Ontology annotation, molecular function: protein binding; calcium ion binding.
UGGAAGACUACAGAUUGGCACAGAUGGGCUGGUUUGGUCUUUUGGUGGUCCUGCUGGGGGCCUCGCUCCGGCCAACUGAAGGAUGGAGAAACCCGAAGGGGGCACAUGAGAUGAAGAACACCACUACAGCUCUCCACCUAAUCAGUGGAGGUGCAGAUGAAGAAGUGAGUGACAUUGACCGUGGGUCGCUCAGGCACCGCGCCAGCUGCAGGGCUCGGGUGUGCCCACGGGGCCGCCGCUGCCUGCCGGACAAGGAGACUGGCCGGGCGCGCUGCGUGUGCCAAGACAUCUGCCGGCCCACCUUCGUGCCCGUAUGCGGCUCCGACGGCCGCUUCUACGAGAACCACUGUGAGGUGUACCGCACCUCCUGCCAGCAGAAGAGGAGGAUCUACGUCCUGCACAGCCGGGACUGCUUCUUCAAAGGUGACACAUGCACAAUGGCAGACUACAACAAACUGAAGGUCUUGCUUCUGAACAUGCAUCCGAAAAACCAGAGCAGUGAAGUUUUAACACAAGAAAAGCGCAUGGACCAGAAGAGGAAUCUGGUGGACACCAUGUUCAUGUACUUAGAUGCAGACCAGGAUGGGCAUGUUGACAGUGAAGAACUGGCCCAAAUAUCCAUGAAAGACCGCCUGGAGGACAGCUUGCUGGAGUGCACCAUGCAGGACCUGCUUCGAUACGAUGACUACAACAACGAUGGGCUCCUCACCCUGCAGGAGCUCUACACUGCAUUCCAGGUCGUUCAGCUCAGCCUCCCUGAAGACAAGAGAGUGAGCAUCUCCGCAGUUACUGUCGGCCUCAGCACAGUACUGUCCUGUGCCAUUCAAGGGACGCUGCGCCCACCAAUCAUCUGGAAGAGAAAUGGAAUUGUUCUCAAUUUCUUGGACCUAGAGGAUAUUAAUGACUUUGGUGAUGAUGGCUCACUCUACAUUACCAAGGUGACAACUAUCCACAUGGGAAACUACAGCUGCCAUGCCUACGGAUACGAGGAGCUCUUUCAGAUCCAUGUGCUGCAGGUGAAUGUGCCCCCCGUGAUCCUGGUGUAUCCUGAGACUCAGGCGCAGGAGCCUGGAAUGGCAGCCAGCCUGCACUGCUAUGCUGAUGGCAUCCCCAACCCCAGCAUCAUCUGGCUGAAGAAUGGCAUGGACCUGCAGCCCCGGCUUUCCAAACAGCUCUCACUCAUAGCCAAUGGCAGCGAGCUUCACAUUGGAAGUGUGCGCUAUGAGGACACAGGGGCCUACACCUGCAUUGCCAAAAACGAUGUGGGAGUGGACGAGGAUAUCUCCUCGUUGUUCGUGGAGGACUCUGCCAGAAAGACACUCGCAAACAUACUCUGGCGGGAGGAAGGGUUGAGUGUAGGAAACAUGUUCUACAUCUUCUCGGAUGAAGGGGUCACUAUUCUGCAGCCCAACGAAUGUGAAGUACGCAAGCAUGUUAAGCGAUCGGACAGAAUCGUGGCGAGCUACGAGGAAGUAUGCCCCAAAGGUGAAGGCGAUUCCCCUCCAAAGUGCACGUGGGCCUCAGCCGUCACUGUCAGAGACAAGUACAUCUAUGUCACUCAACCCCUUCAGAACAGACUGCUGCUCGUUGAUACCCAGGCCCAGAAAGCUGUGCAAGUAGUGGAGACGGACCCGGUACCUGUGAAGCUGCAUUAUGACAAGUCUCACGACCAGGUGUGGGUACUGAGCUGGGGAGACCUCGGCAAAACCCAUCCCACUUUGCAGGUUGUCUCCCAGGCAAGUGUUGGAGAGGAGCAUCGCGUUUUCCGCACACAAUUCCAAAGAGUUGACGACUUCUUCAUUCCCCCCACCAAUCUCAUCAUCACCCAUGUCAGGUUUGGCUUCAUCUUCCUUAAGUCAGAAACUGCAGUACACAAAAUUGAUUUGGAGACCUUCCAUCGUGUCAAGACUAUCAGUCUGAAGAACUAUAGCUGUGUGCCAGCUGGUAUGGGCUACACACACCUGAGUGGCUACUACUUUAUCCAUUGCCAGGGUAGGAAUUCCACAUUGGUUCCACCCCAACUGAUCAUUGACAGCGUUACUGACUCUGUCAUUGGACCCAACCGUGACAUUGUUGGUAGACCUUAUGUGUCUCCGGAUGGUCGCCACGUUGCCACGCCAGACUACAGGAGCGGAUUGCUUAGAGUGCAGACCGUCACGUUCCAAGGCAAGCUACAGCUGAGUCACGAGUUUGAUUUGGGCCUGAACAUUUCCGACCUGAUCUUCCAACCCUCCUUUAUGGAGUCCAACCAGUACAGCAUUGUGGCUACCUCCAGGUCAGGGACGGAGUUGCUGCUUGCCAACCUGUCAACAGGGAGGAGAGAAGUUCUGAAGACCCUAAAAGAACCCAUCCCACCUGAAUCAUGGUCCUGGAAUAGUGCCAAUCGGCUAGUGGUGUCCAGCGGACUAUUUGGCCAAUUCCUGGUCACCCCUGCAGCGCAGUCCCUUUUUGUGCUCAACGGGAAGCAGCGGAGCCCACACUGCGAGCUUUCAGACAUCAAGAAAGGUAACACAGUGGUGUGGAUAGGGGAGGUAUGAGUACAUCAAGAUCUCACAUAAACUACAAAAUGUAAAUGGACUCAACCACGGGACUGAGCUAGAGAAACAAACGAGUGGUUCAUUUUGUAGAAGAGAAUGGCAAAAAAGAUUAAAUAGUAAACCUACCGAAGUAUUUUUAUUUGGAGAUGGCGAUGAAACUCUUCAGUGCAACAGUGAUCUAUGCGCACUUCUCUAGCAAGAGUUGUACAGUUAUUGCACCUCCUCUUAACACAGCAGGCAAGCAUUAGAAGAAAGGAUGAAUGGUUUAUUGGAAACAAACUAUGCACAAUGCUCACUUUUUUAGAGUAAUGCUUUCUUGGUUUAGGAUGUUUGUCAUACACCAGUGCUGCAAAUAGUCACUAUACCAAGUUGUCUGCCUUUAUGUGUCUCUAGUCUCUUUCAGAAGUAAUGGCCCUAUUUCGCAAACAAUGGUACUGUGAAAGUUCAUGUUGUUGUUACAUGUUUUAUAAAGUCUUUCAUCUCAACCUUUUAGGUUGGCGCAUCUUUUAGGAAUAAUGCCACUAUUGUCUUUGAAAUACCUCCUAAGGAAUUCUAUUAUGGAACUCUACGAAAAUUACAUUUUGUCCGGCAAAUACUAAAUAAAAAGCAAGCUAUGAAACAAUCUUAAAAUAGUAAAGACUGCAUUUGAUCUGCUGCACCUCUCUUUUCUACCGCCUAGGUUUAUUUGACAGAGAGAUCAUUUCAAAUCAAAAUCAUUUAUUUUACAAAUGAUGUACUUGUAUAGUUUUGUCAGCCAACUACAUCCAACUAACACCCUUGUUAACAUUGUACCUGUCACUUACUUAGGGGCUCACUCUAUC